AUGAAGUCGUUCUUCGGAGUCACUGCUUUUUGCGCAAUUUUCAGUCUGAUGACUGCCUUCUGCGGAGCCGCUGAUGCUGACGCCAGCGGAUCCCAGGCGCUCUACACGCACGCCGUCAAGAUGAGCUUCGCCAAGGACGGUGAAGAAAUUGGCGACAUCAUCAUCGGUAUGCGCGCCGACGUUGCGCCCAAGACAGUGGCUAACUUCCUUGCUUUCUGCAACGGGCGCGACAUCGACGGCCGCACGUACAAGUACGAGGGAACCGUGCUUCACAGGAUCAUCCCGAACUUCAUGAUUCAGGGUGGUGACAUUGUCAACGGCAACGGAACCGGCACCAUCAGCAUCUACGGCGACAGGUUCGCUGACGAGACCUUCAAGUUGAAGCACGAGGGACCCGGUGUGCUGUCCAUGGCCAACGCCGGACCCAACUCCAACGGUUCCCAGUUCUUCAUCACCACCGUCAAGACCCCGUGGCUCGACGGCAGGCACGUGGUCUUCGGAAAGCUCAUCGAGGGCUGGCCCGUGCUGCAGGAGCUUGAGGCUCAGGGUACCGCUAGCGGCAAGACCAAGACGGUUGUGACCAUCACGCACUGUUCCUCCAAAGAAAUUUAA
This is a messenger RNA of Babesia bigemina, 612 nucleotides long. RefSeq names its product peptidyl-prolyl cis-trans isomerase, cyclophilin-type f domain containing protein, putative. Gene Ontology annotation, biological process: protein peptidyl-prolyl isomerization. Gene Ontology annotation, molecular function: peptidyl-prolyl cis-trans isomerase activity. Lineage: Eukaryota; Apicomplexa; Aconoidasida; Piroplasmida; Babesiidae. The transcript has 2 exons. The record is from RefSeq and is a predicted model, not a curated record. The coding region runs from base 1 to 612 and encodes 203 amino acids.